AACACAAUGUGGUACAGACAGUUAGAAGUCAAACCAAAAAUGAAUACCGCCACUUGUGUAUUGCUCGUUGCGUUGGUGAGCUCCGCGCAUUGCAACCCACUGGGUCAGACGACGGUGUGCGAGUCCGCACAGAACGUGCCCGGUGUGCCGCUAGGUGGCGCCACCACUGUAUGCGAGUCCACGCCCAACCUUUACCCGUACUACGGCUGCGGCCUCCCCCUCUAUGGCGGCCUUGGCUGUCCCUACGGUCUGCCUUACCCUGCUCUAGGCUCCGCAACCGUUUGCGAAAGUACCCCUAACAUAGGCCUCGGAGGACUGGGAGGUCUAGGAGGACUGGGAGGUCUAGGAGGACUCAACUUACUAAACCAAUGGGGUAAUUACCCGAUAGGUGGUCUGCCUUUGGGCCUCCCUUGCGGUGUGCCUAAUGUCGGCUCUACAACUGUAUGCGAAAAUGUCCCUAAUCUUUUGAAUUACGGCGCGCUAGGUUAUCCUUACACUGGUUUACCGAUGAUGAACGGUUUAGGGACUUCUACUGUCUGUGAAAGUACACCUAAUAUCGGUUUGAGUCCGUGCGGCAUGCCUCUCGGGGGAUUGCCUCUCGGAGGCCUGCCUCUAGGUGGUUUGCCUCUAGGAGGCCUACCUCUAGGUGGUUUUCCUCUCGGAGGUAUGCCUCUGAAUGGAUUGGGCGUAGGCUUGGGAGCGGCGGGAGUUCCUUUUUUAUAAACAGCCACUCUUCCUACCAUUCGUCGAGCGAUAACACCAACACGCUCGUAGGUUUGUGUGUACAACGACCUUUGGCAUUACAAAGUCAUAAAUUACAAAACCGCGCAGAAUCUCAAUAUAAUCAUUUCAUAGCGAUUCCUAUGUAAUGUCAUAGGAUUGAUAUUUUAAAAUUUAAAAUCAUGAGCAAACAAAAAACCCAAACUAGCAGGUUUCUAAUAUGAACUUUGUCAAAAGCUAUAUCUACUGUUUUAACAUCAAUAAUACCAUGUAGCAAUUAAAUAUGGGAUUUGU
This is a messenger RNA of Papilio machaon (common yellow swallowtail), 1014 nucleotides long. Its product is annotated as elastin. The record is from RefSeq and is a predicted model, not a curated record. Lineage: Eukaryota; Metazoa; Arthropoda; Insecta; Lepidoptera; Papilionidae. The coding region runs from base 7 to 723 and encodes 238 amino acids. The transcript has 2 exons.